GGAGCGGAUGUUGUGAUUGUGGCUGUUCCUGUCCGUCCCUUUCCCCGGCCGGGAUUAUGACGGCCGCUUCCUGCCGGCGGCUCUGAGAGGCGGCUCCGGUCGUGGUGGGGCAGAGGAAGUGGCCCUCCGCUUGGCCGGCAUCCUCCCUCGCCGCUCUCGGGAAGAGUCGGCCCGGCCAUGGCGGACUUCGACGAGAUCUACGAGGAAGAAGAGGACGAGGAGCGGGCCUUGGAGGAGCAGCUGCUGAAGCACUCGCCGGACCCGGUGGUGGUGCGCGGCUCGGGCCAUGUCACUGUUUUUGGGCUGAGCAACAAAUUUGAAGCAGAAUUUCCUUCAUCAUUAACAGGAAAAGUUGCACCCGAGGAAUUUAAAGCCAGCAUCAGCAGAGUGAACAGCUGUCUUAAGAAGAAUCUUCCAGUAAACGUCCGAUGGCUCCUCUGUGGUUGCCUGUGCUGCUGCUGCACUUUAGGUUGUAGUAUGUGGCCAGUGAUUUGCCUCAGUAAAAGAACACGAAGAUCGAUUGAGAAGUUAUUAGAAUGGGAAAACAAUAGGUUAUACCACAAGCUGUGCUUGCAUUGGAGGCUAAGCAAAAGGAAAUGUGAAUCGAAUAACAUGAUGGAAUAUGUCAUCCUUAUAGAAUUUUUACCAAAGACACCAAUUUUCCGACCAGAUUAGCAUUUGCUUUACAAUAGAGACUUUCCCAAGUAUGUUGUCUUUCCAAUGGUGCCUUGCUUGGUGCUCUACUGGUGGUGAUACAAGCGUGGGUUCUACAGAAUCUUGUGGUGUUUUUCAUUAUUUGUUAUUUUUUUUAAAUAACAGCAUGUUCAAAGUGCAUUUUGUCAAAUAUUGCAGAAAUCAUUUCAUGCAAUGUCAUAGAUAUUUAAGUUAUUAUCUGUCCCUCUUCUGUUGUCCAUGUAUCCUGAUUUUCAGAGUCUUUGUAUAGACAUAUAUGUGUGUAUGUGUUUUUGAGUGUGUGUGUGUAUACACACACACAUAUAUAGCUAUAAAUACACAACCAAAAAUAGCUAUAAGUGAGAAGGUAUUUUAACCCCAAGAUACACAUCUGUAAGUUGUGAGAGUUAGCAAUCACUCUGACCUAUGCACCUGCAUCUAGUCUUUGAUAUUUCCAUGUUUUGCCAGUGGCAUAUCUGUACAUAUCAGUUUUCCCUUCUCCAUUCUGGAACAUCGAGCAACCACCUGUGAGGUGAUCAGCGGCAGCACUGGUUGAUAUCCAAACAUCACUUCUCCAUUCCAUGAAGAAAAUCCUGUCAGCUCUGAAGAUUGUUCCUCCUCCAAGAAACUUGAAAUUGGAUCACUGUUGUUCCACUAGAAGGAUGGGUGAUAGAUUUCUGUGUGUCCAAUGGUUAAUACUGCUCAGGAUCAUUAAAAAAAAAAUAUCAUUAGUAUUUCAUAGCAGGCGGUGGCAGAUGUAAUGCCGAUCAGUCUCUUAACUUUUGCUAAGAGAUCAGGGGGGAACGGGCUCUUAACCUUUUAAGUACAGGUUUAAAAGAAAUAGACCAAGGCUGUAUCUGCGGUGGCUGAGAGGGAGAAUGCUGUGCCUAUUGUGAAUCGGGAUGCCGGCACAAAGUUGGCAACUGGCAAGAGACUCAUUGUUGGGUGGGAGGGAGGGUUCAUAAUGAUGUUAUCGGCGACGCUCUGGCAUUCGACCAAAAUUCAAUCGCUUAACCAUUGAGUUUUGACUGAAUGCUAGAGCGUCACUGGUAUCACACAGAUGUAAUAUCUGGUUCUGCUGGAAGUGACAUCAGUGUGUUAAAAUGCUGGUGGUAAAAAAAAAACAAAAACCAUUUUUUUCCCUGCCAUCCAGCUGAGCAGCAAUGGGGACCGGAGAGCCCUUGCCCGCAACAGGAACAUGGCAACUGCAGUUGUGGCUAACGCCAUUGUUUUUAUUGUUUACCACAGCUAAUAGUACACAAGAAUGCAAGAUUGUUAGACAUAUAUUUGUUAAAAGAUUUACUUUGGAAUGAGGUUUUUAAAUGUUAGUGUUUGACCCCAAUCUGUUGAAAGUCAGAGGCUCUCAAUCCCUAGUGAAAGCAAUGUGGUAGUUUCAAUGGGACUGAAAAGUGUAACUAACUUUCUAAUUUUUUAUUUUUAAACUCUCCCUUGGGUUGGGACCUUUAUAUGUAAAACAUUGGGAGCGUUGUGCCAGAAGUUGUGUCUUGACUUUUUACAUCUGUCUGCCAGAUGUAUAAAUAAAAAAUGGGUUAUUUGACUAAUUGCUUACAGAAUGUAUUGGGUAAACACGACAUCCUGACUUCUUCCUUUAAGUUUACAGGUUAGCCUUUUAUUUUUGCACAAAACAUUUUAAAAAUAUGGGUAUGUGAUAGUAUGCUUUGGUCAGGCCAGUUUUUAGUUUUUGGUCAUCUUUCUUGGCUGUGCAUAUCUUCAUGUAUUAUGUUUAAAGCCUACAUAAUGAUGUUAUUUCUCAAAAUGUGUUCCUUUUGAGUUUAACAUACUUGAGCUAUCACAUAUGUUAAGGGCCUAUUCAUCAUGUAGCAGAGCAAUAAUGUGAAUAGUCAACAAAUGCACCCUGCUUAAUAUUUGUAUUAAUAACAAGUUUACCCCUCUGCAAGAAUACCGUUUUUCUUUUAAUUGUUUAAAUACAAGUUUCACAUUAUUGUCAUUAAUCAAAUAUGUGGAUUGUGUAUUUGUUCGGUGUUUCCCAUUCGUUAGCAGGAUCUUCAUUUGCAGGUUGCCUAUCCUUUGUUGCUGUGGUGGCCAGAAUGUUCUAGAAACGUAUUUUGAGUCGACGUUUGUCUAGGCUCUCCUUGCAUGUCACAAAAUACAGUUCU
Molecule: messenger RNA, 2810 nt
Organism: Gekko japonicus
Lineage: Eukaryota; Metazoa; Chordata; Lepidosauria; Squamata; Gekkonidae
Gene: CHIC2
Product: cysteine rich hydrophobic domain 2
Exons: 6
Coding region: 178-675 (165 amino acids)
Source: RefSeq, a predicted model, not a curated record